Messenger RNA from Tetrahymena thermophila SB210, 3750 nucleotides. Its product is annotated as transmembrane protein, putative. The record is from RefSeq and is a predicted model, not a curated record. NCBI's taxonomy places the organism in Eukaryota, Ciliophora, Oligohymenophorea, Hymenostomatida, Tetrahymenidae. The transcript is spliced from 4 exons.
AUGAUAAAUUAUUUCUUUGAUUUAGCCUGUUCAGAGUUUGAAUUAGACGCUAUGAAAAUUCAAAUUGAGUAAAAUGAAAAAUUAAUUGAUAUCAUCCUUUUCGAUGAGGAUAUCGAAAAUUGUAACAAACAACUGAAAGACUGUCUAAAUUUGAAAUAUGAUAUUUUACAGAAUAUUGGAAAGGAUUAUAUUAACUUAAAAGAUUUAGAAAAAUAAUUACAAAUAUUACUUCAUAAAAGAGUGAAUUUGCGAAGAGAACUUAUUAGAUUAUAAAAAAUCCACUCUUUGAGCUCAGAUUUAAUUAGUUUGUGUGAAGGUUUCGAAGAAUGUCUAACUAUUGAUUAAGACUUAACAAAAUUAAUGUAAAUGCAAAAGAGUAAUAGGUUUGGUGUGAAGAAUUAUCUUUUAAACUACUCUGAUGAUUCAGCUGCUAUAUAUAUAUCUUUGUUAAAUGAAAUAGGUAAAAUUUUAAAAGUAUCUAAAAAUUUCAAAGACAUAGUCCCUUUGGUCACAAUAAAUUAAGAAGCAAUUGGGAAAAACGUUAAGUUUUUAUUGCCUAACGAAAUUGCGUAGGUACAUGAUGAAAUUCUUUACAAAAGCAUGAUAUUAAGAAAACAGAUAAAUUACAAUGUAAAGGAUUAUCCUCUUCUAUUAGGAAAAGACAGAGAUGGAUGGGCUAUAGCUUAUAAUUUAAAAAUUUAAACUUUUAUACUGAAUAAUAAUGAAUUAGGUUGUUGCGGUUUACUAAAAUAAAUUAAGGGUGAUAAUAUGUACUUAAUGUGUCUAAAAAAAGAGAACAAUAGAAUAGCUAUUUAAGAUAAAAAAUUUUAUAGAUACAUUCUGAAUAAAUAUUUUUCUCAGUCUGAAGCCAAAUAAGUUUUUAUUUCUAGCAUUAUUCCUAUUUUUAAAAUGCUACAAGUAAAAGGAAUUUAAGGAUAGCAAUAUGAAACUCUACUUUUUUAACCUUAAAAUAUUGAAGAAGCAACUUUAGAUUUGAGUACUGCCAAUCAAUAAUUUAUUUAAAUGGUAAGCAAAAGAAAGAUCUAUUUAAUAAAAUUCUCUUUCUACUAAAUUGAAAAUGAAAUAAUUUAGCUUACUCAGCUGCAAGUAAGUUAAAUAAAACCUCUUCUGGAUAUCAAUUCAAAAAAAGAUGCACUUCGCAAUUUCAAAAUUUAGUUGCAUCAGUAUGCAAACGAGGAUUCAGUAAAAAAUUUGAGUGAACUAAAUGAUUAUUUGAAUUCUAUUAUAGAAAAAACAGACUGUGAGGAUAUUUAAUAAAACUUAAAUACAUAGAUUGAAAGUGAAGAGAGAUCCAAUUUACUUGAUAAUACUUAAAGAUUCAACAACGAGACUGAAUAAUACUAAAAAUCAGAAGAUAAUUUUAUAUUUAUAGACUCAAGUAAUAAAAUUGCCAUAAAUGAAGAUAAGCUCCUUUCAAAACCUAUAGAUACCUUAGGAUAGAUCUAGGAAGAAACUGAGUAAAAUUCCCUUUGCUCUCCAGAGCUUGAUAAAAGAAAGGUUAAGAUUAAAUAGAUCAAUCUAAUAAAAAAUGAAUAAUUAAUUCAAUUAAGUAGAAAGCCAAAUUUAUUUGAUUUUUAGCAUCCGAAUAAUAAAAUUUACAGUUCUACUUAUUAGAAUUAAUAACAACAAGUAUAAUCUAUUGGAAGCUUAGGCACUUUGGCAACUUAAAAAUAUUUAAGUACAAAUAAUAUAUAGAAUCAAGUUUUUUCUUCAGAAAUUAAUUCUCCACAAAACCUUUUGAGCUAAGAAAGUAAUCACAAUUAAAAUAUUUUAAGUUCAGACUCAAUGCACUUUUCGCCUAAGUCUUCUCAAAGAAAAAUGUUAAUACAGUCAAACGAGCAAAACAAAUACAAUCAAUUCAAAAUUGAUAAAAAUGUUCAUCAAAAUCAACUAAAUACUAUUGAAGAUGAAGUUAAUCAAAAAUAUACUACUAGAAAAAGAGAAUCGACACAAUCGACUAAUUAUUAUGAAAUAAAAAAUUAAAUGACAAGAAAUAGAAAUACUUCAACAAUUAAAAAUAGAAAAACUUCGGAAAUCAAAAGUAACAUUAAAAGUGGGAACUAAAAGUAAGAAGGCUAUUCAAAUAAUAUAAGAACACCAUAGAAUGAUGGGAAUGCUGAUGAUUUCAAAGAUGAGGGCAGUGUAAAAUCAUCAAAAUCCUAAAGAUCUUAGUCAAACACGAUCAGAAAAAAAGGGGAUUCAAAAUGUUUGAAAUUAAUAAACAUUCUUGGUAUUUUAUCUAUUAUAAUAAUCUGUUGCUUAAAUAUAACAAUUUUUGAGCUAUAAUUGAAUUUUCAAUACAUUUAAAAAAUUAACUUCGAGCAAAUUAACUGGACUUUUUCCUUAAAGAGAUUUAUAAAUAUCUUUUUUGGGAACAAUUUUUUAAUUUUAGGAUUAAAAUCUAAUUUCUAUUAAAUAAAAGACUAGAAUAUUUUUAAAAAGCUUGGAAAAUUAAUAUUGGGAGCUAACGCCUACAUGUAUUAAGGGUAUUAAAAUCAAACCUAAUAACUUAUUUAAGGUAACCUUGAUGACAUAUACGUAUUUUAAGAAAUAAAUAAUUACAGUACAGAGCUAUCUAUAGCAAGCACAACAAACUCAACACAAAUUACAAAUUAUACUUCUCAUCUUACUUUUAAGAUAGCUUUUUUUCAAACUAUUGGAUAUUAUGUAGCAAGUUUAUUGGAUACUAAUUAAUACAAUACUUAAGUUGGUUUGCAAAACUUUAUGAGUAUAAAUAGCUCCCUUGAUGAGAUAUAUGAAAACAACCAAAAUUACUAGCUUGAUAAAAUUGACAAUAUAAAAAGUUUUAUUUUUGGCCAGCUCAUAGUGAUUUCAGUUGUCACAGGAAUUUUUUCUUGUUUAAGUAUCCCUAUUUAUAUGUUUAACAUGAAGAAAAAAGAAGAUAUUUUGAAAUUAUUUGCAACUAUAUCACCUGAUAAAAUCUUGUAAAUGAUGAUGCAAAUUAAUAGAUAUCUAGAAAUGGUGGAAAACAUGGAAUCAAAAAAACAUAGAUCGAGGAAUAUAAGUCAUUAACCUUCAUAAUCUUAACUUAAAUAAAAGAAUUCUGAGCCUUAAAAUAUACAAAACUCACACAUAUCAGUUGAUAGAGAUAAUUUAUUUUUUUCAUCUAAUUAAAUUAUUUUUAAAAAACCUCUCGAAAAUAUGAAAAAGAAAAAUAUAAGUUCUACAAGCUCUAUUAAAAAGUUUAGCUUUAAAUUAGUAAUAGGGAUAGUGAUUUGUUUCUGCUUUACAUUAUUCUAUCCUGUAGCUAAUUAUGUUUCUAGCUUACAAAACAUAGACACCUAUCAGAUGAACAUCUACUUUUUAAAUGCAUUUGAUUAUUUGAUUGAUAACUUAACUUCCCUUUUUUGCUUAAAAUAUUCCCAUACUUACCUUUUGAUAGCUACUAAAGGGAAAUAUCCUUAGCUCCCAUUUUAUUCAAAUACCAUUAAAUCUUAACUUUCAAAAACUUAGUCUUACCUUGAUAGAGUUAUGGAUAAUUUCUAAAAAUAUGAAGAUUAUAAUGGUUACAUGCAGAGCUAUUAUGAUAGUUUAAUGAUACCUUUAGUUAAAUCAGAUAUUUGCAAAACUUUGAAUGGUACUAAUCCUGUUUAUUUUAGAGAAAUUAGCUUUGAUUAUGAUAAUUGUGUUAGUUGUCUAAAUGGGAUUUUUUAAUAGGGUUUGGUUGUUAUGCAAUUUUUGGAUGGAGAAAUUUCUAUAAUACUUUGA